AUGAAAAGGUUACCAUGCUGCACAACUGCCGAUGACCCGGCUUACGUCUGCUGCAACCCUUAUCACUGGAGUUUAUUGUUAAAAACAGGUGAUGAUCAGGAUGAUCACGAUGAUGAUGAUGAUGACGGCGAUGAUGAUGUCUUAAUUACACAAGGACCUCAAACGACCCUCUUCCACCAUGAUGUUAUCUUCAAAUUUUUGCAAGGUUUUUUUUUUUUUUUUUUGUUCCCUUUUCUUUCUUUCUUUUUUUGUUCCCUUUUCUUUCUUUCUUUUUUGUUCCCUUUUCUUUCUUUCUUUUUUGUUCCCUUUUCUUUCUUUCUUUUUUUGUUCCCUUUUCUUUCUUUCUUUUUUUGUUCCCUUUUCUUUCUUUUUUUGUUCCCUUUUCUUUCUUUUUUGUUCCCUUUUCUUUCUUUUUUGUUCCCUUUUCUUUCUUUUUUUGUUCCCUUUUCUUUCUUUUUUGUUCCCUUUUCUUUCUUUUUUGUUCCCUUUUUUUGUUCCCUUUUUCUUUUGUUCCCUUUUUCUUUUUUCCCCUUUUUCUUUUUUCCCCCUUUUUCUUUUUUCCCCUUUUUCUUUUUUCCCCCUUUUUUUUUUUUCCCCCUUUUUUUUUUUUUUUCCUUUUUUUUUUUUUUUCCCUUUUCUUUUUUUUUUCCCCUUUUUCUUUUUUUUCCCUUUUUUUUUUUUUUUUUUUUUUUUUUUGUUUCCUUUCUUUUCUUUUUUUUUUUUUUUUUUUUUUUUCCAAACCUGUGGAUCACUGAAGGCAAAGAGGGAAAGAAACGUUUGUUGGCGGUCGCUGGAGACACUGAGUCUCGCUUCGGCAUUGAUUGCAUUCACCAACAUCAUCACUCCAGCCUCCUCCCCUCCUACUUUCCGCCCCGCCACACACAAACACACUGUACAUUUUUUCCUUCCUCAUAUUCUUUUUUUUAUCUUUUCUUUUUUUUUUUUUUAACACAACACGCUUUUCUCUCUCUCUCCUUCUCUUUGUUUUUUUCUCUCUCUCUCUCCUUCUCUUUGUUUUUUUUUCUCUCUCUCUCCUUCUCUUUGUUUUUUCUCUCUCUCUCCUUCUCUUUUUUUUUUUCUCUCUCCUUCUCUUUGUUUUUUUUCUCUCUCUCCUUCUCUUUGUUUUUUUUCUCUCUCUCCUUCUCUUUGUUUUUUUUCUCUCUCUCCUUCUCUUUGUUUUUUUUCUCUCCUCUCUGUUUUUUCUCUCUCCUUCUCUUUGUUUUUUGUUUCUCUCUCCUUCUCUUUGUUUUUUGUUUCUCUCUCUCUCUUCUUUGUUUUUUGUUUCUCUCUCUCUCUCUUCUUUGUUUUUUGUUUCUCUCUCUCUCUCUUCUUUGUUUUUUGUUUCUCUCUCUCUCUCUUCUUUGUUUUUUAAAACAAAUUAGUUCCUUCUCUCUCUCUCUCUCUCUCCUUCUCACUCUCUCUCGCCUCCUUCUCUCUCUCUCAGAAAACACAAAACGUAUUCAAGUUGUUUUUUGUCUUCCCAUUCCUCAUUUAAAUAUCUUCAAGGAAUUACCAAUUUUGCCCAGACUACAACUGGAGCCGCGCAGAGCCGAGUGCACCCCCGGCGCACUAUUUACAGACGCCCGACCGACGCCACAAUUGAUUAAACAAUUUGGCCUUCCUCUUUUCCCUACCCACCACGCCUCCAACCAUCACCGACACAAUCCUUCGAACUCUUGCCUCCACACACUACCUACUCCCUGUUACAGACACCCCCGGUCCCUCCACACUUACACACCCACCGACCUGCUCUAUUCCGGCCUUCUCUAUAUUUGUGCUUUUCUAAUCACGCUCUCUCUCUGUGCCGUUCUUAAUCUCUCUCUCUCUGUGCCGUUCUUAAUCUCUCUCUCUCUCUGUGCCGUUCUUAAUCUCUCUCUCUCUCUGUGCCGUUCUUAA
Messenger RNA from Acanthosepion pharaonis, 1896 nucleotides. The record is from the annotation of a GenBank genome assembly. Lineage: Eukaryota; Metazoa; Mollusca; Cephalopoda; Sepiida; Sepiidae.